Rosa rugosa (rugosa rose) is the source of this 1041-nucleotide messenger RNA. RefSeq lists its product as uncharacterized. The coding region runs from base 1 to 1041 and encodes 346 amino acids. Lineage: Eukaryota; Viridiplantae; Streptophyta; Magnoliopsida; Rosales; Rosaceae. The record is from RefSeq and is a predicted model, not a curated record. The transcript has a single exon.
AUGCAAUCAGCUGGCUAUGUUCAAUCAAAAGCAAACUAUUCUUUAUUCACAAGGAAACAAGGCAAGUCUUUUAAUGUUCUUCUGAUAUAUGUUGAUGAUAUUCUAAUUACUGGGAAUGACUCUGCUAGUAUUUCUGCACUUAGAAACUUUCUGCAUAGUCAAUUUCGUAUUAAAGACCUUGGGAACUUGAAAUAUUUUCUUGGCAUUGAAGUAUCACCUUCUGCCCAUGGGAUCUUUAUUUCCCAGCGGAAAUACGCUCUAGAGAUCAUUAAAGAUGCUGGAUUGUUAGGUGCAGCUCCAAUUGAUACUCCCAUGGAGCGUGGAUUGAAAUUGUCUGAUAAAAGUGAGUUGCUCAAGGAUCCAUCUCGAUAUAGGAGGCUAGUUGGGAGGUUGAUCUAUCUUACGAUUUCGCGACCUGAUAUUACCUAUCCAGUUCAUGUUUUGAGCAGUUGCAUGCAUGAACCUAGAAAAUGUCAUAUGGAAAGUGCUCUCCGUGUUGUGCGAUAUCUUAAGAAUGCACCUGGUCAGGGUUUAUUUUUCUCUUCAGAAAGUGAUCUCAGGUUGCGAGCUUAUUGUGAUUCUGAUUGGGCAGGUUGCCCAAUUACUAGAAGGUCUAUUACAGGCUAUUGUGUCUUUCUUGGACCCUCUUUGGUUUCAUGGAGAUCAAAGCGGCAGAAGACCGUUUCUCUCUCUUCAGCAGAGGCAGAGUAUAGAGCAAUGACGGGGGCUUGCUGUGAAUUGACUUGGUUGGGAUUUCUUCUCCAAGAUUUGGGUGUAUUGCAAUCAAAACCUGCUCUACUAUACUGUGAUAAUAAGGCAGCGCUGCAUAUUGCUGCUAAUCCUGUUUUUCAUGAAAGAACGAGACACAUUGAAAUGGAUUGUCAUUACAUCAGAGAUAAAAUUCAAGAUGGCUUCGUUGUUACAAAGUUUGUGAGUUCUUCACAUCAGUUAGCUGAUGUUCUUACUAAAGCAUUGGGAAAAGAAGUCUUCAUUCCUAUGAUUCGCAAGUUGGGAGUUCGCGACAUCCACUCUUCAACUUGA